AUGGCAGUGGAGGAAAUUAACGGCGAUCCCAGGAUCCUGCCAAACCACGUGCUACAUCUGACGGUGCAAAACUACUCCAUCGCCUCUUUCGGUAGUCAGCUCGCAGCGUUUGGACUGCUCGAGAACCAUCCGGUGGCUGUGAUUGGCCCGCACACAUCUGACCAGGCCGCCCGAUUCAGCCCAAUUGCAGCGGCAACCCAGGUGCCGUUCAUAUCGGCAUCAGCAACGGACGUGCAGCUCACUCAGGGCGCCACCCGCCCCUUCUUCAUGCGCACCGUGGCCAGCGAUGGCGUGCAGAUGGCCGCCAUGGCAGGUGGGGAUGAAGCGUGCCAGAUUCCAGGUGGGGAUGAAGCGUGCCAGAUGCCAGAGCUGAUCAAGCACUACAAGUGGCAGCAAGUGGCGCUCAUUUACAGCGACGACCGCUUCGGCCGCAAUGGAGUGGCUGCACUCACCUCACAGCUUAUCACCAUCCGUGCGGAGGCGGAUGUGGCAGUGCGGGUGGCCAUCCCGCGGUCAGCCACAGACGAGGCCAUUCACGACUACAUAUCCUCCCUGGUGCCUCUAGACGUGGCGGUCUACGUGCUGCACGCCUCCGCCACUGUCUUCUCUACCGUUGUUGAAGCUGCUAGUGUAUCCUUCUUUGCCCCUCUCUUCCCGUCCCACCUCUAUAGCCGCCUUUAUCCCCUUGCCUUCCUGCUGCUGCCACUUCUCACAGCAGCACGCAUCCCUCAACUGCACGACAUCAUAACCCCUCUCAUCCUUUCCCUUUCUCCCCUGCUGCCCGUGCUCGUUCCAUACAGCACUCGCUCUAUUCCCUCCCUAGCUGCUCUUGCUCUAGCAGAUCCUACGCCGGGACCGCUCCUGGUACUGCCGCACUCUGUCCUCUCGCUGUCGCUCCUUCUCUGCUGCCCUCGAGACUUCUGGUGUCCGCACACCUUCUCUCUUGCCUCGCCAGUCCUCCUCGCGCCUCCACUCCCUUCCUCUUUCCGGUGA
Closterium sp. NIES-65 is the source of this 993-nucleotide messenger RNA. NCBI's taxonomy places the organism in Eukaryota, Viridiplantae, Streptophyta, Zygnematophyceae, Desmidiales, Closteriaceae. The record is from the annotation of a GenBank genome assembly.